AUGGACACGGAGGAUUACGCGGCGCUGAACAAGCCGCUUCCGGCCUGGGCCCAGAAGGCCAACCUCGACCAAGCCCUCGCUCUCCAAUUUGGGCCUCACGGCGUGGACCCGACCACGAUCUUUCCCGACUUUGUCGGCUCGUGCGACCUCAAGCUCAUUUUUAAAGGCUACGUCGAGCCAAAACGCACCUUUAAUCGACGCACGAGCUCGGGCAAUUGGCACAUGGACCAGCCGACGCGGCUGGAGAAGGCCAACUACAAGCACGUCAUGGGCUUUGGCUCCGCAACGACCUUUGUAGCCUAG
Saprolegnia parasitica CBS 223.65 is the source of this 303-nucleotide messenger RNA. RefSeq lists its product as hypothetical. Bases 1 to 303 code for a protein of 100 amino acids. NCBI's taxonomy places the organism in Eukaryota, Oomycota, Saprolegniomycetes, Saprolegniales, Saprolegniaceae. The record is from RefSeq and is a predicted model, not a curated record. The transcript is spliced from 2 exons.